Messenger RNA from Lutra lutra (Eurasian river otter), 3529 nucleotides. It is a transcript of the gene LURAP1, whose product is annotated as leucine rich adaptor protein 1. The transcript has 2 exons. The record is from RefSeq and is a predicted model, not a curated record. Bases 211 to 945 code for a protein of 244 amino acids. Gene Ontology annotation, biological process: positive regulation of cytokine production; positive regulation of canonical NF-kappaB signal transduction. NCBI's taxonomy places the organism in Eukaryota, Metazoa, Chordata, Mammalia, Carnivora, Mustelidae.
CGAACACACACGAACACGAACACACACGCUCACGCACGCACGAACGGCUCUGCGCGGCUUUUCUGAGUGUUACGGCACCCUCCGCCCGCCCCCGCGCGGCGCGGGCGGGGACCCACCGGUUCCGCUCAGCACCAGCAGCCGGCAAAGGAGGACCCCCGGGAACGAGACCCCGCCGUCCGGUGGCCCAGUCCUCUUCAGCCAUAGGCCCGCAUGGAGGGGACUGCGGAGUUCCAGACGCCUGACCUGCGAGAUGUGGAGGGCAAGGUGGGCAGGAAGACCCCUGAAGGGCUGCUCCGCGGGCUGCGAGGCGAAUGGGAGCCGGGAACCUCCGGCGCCCUGAUGCUCUCGGGGGCGCCUAGCACCGGCCACGGCCACAGCCUGGGGGACAAGAUCAUGGCGUUGAGGAUGGAGCUGGCUUACCUGCGAGCCAUCGAUGUGAAGAUCCUGCAGCAGCUGUUGACCUUGAAUGAGGGCAUCGAGGCUGUGCGCUGGCUGUUGGAGGAGAGGGGGACAGUGACCAGCCACUGCAGCAGCCUCACCAGCAGCCAAUAUAGCCUGACAGGCGGGAGCCCAGACCACUCAAGGCGAGGCAGCUGGGACAGCCUGCCGGACACCAGCUCCACUGACCGGCUGGACAGUCUCUCCAUUGGCAGCUUCUUAGACACGGUGGUCCCCAGCGAGCUGGAUGAACAGGGCCCCCCUGGGGCUCCCCGUCCUGAGACUGGGCAAAGGUUAUAUCCAGUGGGGACAGGGCCCAGUGGGGACAGGGCCAGGACUGAGGUGGACCUGACAGCCAGCAGGCUAGGGAAUUUGAGGGCUGUAUGGAAGCCCCCAGGGGAGGGGCUCCAAGGUGGACCUCCUGAGCCACUAGAGGAUGAGAGUGCCAAACUGGGCUUUGAGGCCCACUGGUACUGGCAGUGUCAGGAUGACGUGACCUUCUUAUAGUAACUCUCCCACCCUUUUGUAUUCCUGUGGCUCUUUCAUUGCUAGGCCCUGGUCUCCCUGGAAAUUUAUUCUCCCUCAUUCUGGGUCUAGGAAGAGGCUGCAUCAAAAUCAGUUACCAUGGAAAUCUGACCUUAUCAUCCUUCUGGUCCCUGAGGAGGCUUUGCCUUUAUCCCUCAAUUAUUGGGACCCUAGAGCUAUUUCCAUAGAUACAUUGACUCUAGAUGUUUGACCUGUGGCUUUUCGUAAGAUAGUAACUUCCCCUCCCCCUCCGUGCCCCCCCUUCCUCCCGGAACUAGGUAAGGAUUUGAGGGAUUUAGGACGCCUACGAGAUUGAUGAUGAAGAGUUGGGGGUGCGAUUACCUCAACCAACAUCUAGGAGUCUUGGCCCCCCCUCUUGGCCAAGAUGGAGAACUGUCGGGGGACAUGGACAUUCAGGGCCAACCCUCCAUGGAUUGGCCCUCCCAGAAGCCUCUGGGGUUGGUAGAACCAUCCCUUCCUAUCUGGUGAGUGAUGUCAUUUCCUGCCAGGAUGGAGUAGGCUUUCCUCUGUACCAUCUCUCAGGGGUGGGAGGCCAGUAUCGGGCAGCUGAGCCCCUGCUGCUAGGCAAGACCAUACCAUUUAUUCUCCAUACCGUUACUUCUUGCAAGUGGGAACAUACCCUUCCCCCUUCCUGGUAGGAAAGCUCACUGUCAGAGGUUUGUGUUUCUUUUCAGAAAGAUUGUUACUUUUUUUUUUUUAAGAUGUUAUUUAUUUGUUAGAGCACAAGUGAGGGGAGAAGCAGACUCCCCACUGAGCAGGAAGCCCAAUACGGAGUUCCAUCCCAGGACCCCAGGAUCAUGACCUGAGCCGAAGGCAGAUGCUCAACUGACUGAGCCACCCGGGCACCCCAGAUUCUUGCUUUUUAAAUGGGGUGUUCUCAUUUUAUUCUAGAGGGUUCACUUCCUUUGUGGCCAUACCCCUGUCGAUGUGACACUCUUGUAUCUGUGCUUUUAGGGAGGGAAAGGCAGGGCCCUCUACCUACGGCUCUCAAAAUUUGGCCUGCCCUGUUUGGCCCCCUGUCUUUCCCUGUCCCUGGGUUGCCCUCAUUCUUGUAUUCUGGCUCCAGAUCUGUCUGCCAGGAGGUUCAGCCUUUGUGUCUCCACACCUUCUAGGUUUCCACUUCCACAGGCCUUUUAUAUGCAGAUGAUCCCCCAUCCAACCCCCUUCUCUCCCUAUUGCUGAUGGAAAUCAGAGGAAGGAGACACCUGAAGUCUGGGAGUUCUGGGGGUGUAUCAUAAUUUCCAAAAGGGGGAGGUGUCUUCUCUGAUCCUGUGAUUUCCCUUCCCCCAUUCUGCCUCGGACCUUCCACCAUUUGGUCACAAGGAUGCCUGCCAGAGGCUGAGACACAAGAAAUCCCCUUGUCUGGGUUACAAUGAGUGGUGGUGAUGGUGGGGGUGUGGCAGGGAAAGACAGAGGCUCUUUGGUCCUAGGGCCCACGUCCUGGGAGGGGGAGAGAUCCAGAGAAAGGCUGCUUUCCUUCCUCCCUUAGAGCAAGCCCUAGACUCCUGGGACCUGAGGAGAGAGCAGGAGACCGGCUCUGGGCCUGGGUCCUAGGGCCCUAGUGAAUUACAGCAAAGAAAGAAUUCACAGAAGCUGCCAACCUGGGGCCCAGGAGGGGACAGGUCUGAGGCGGAGGCUGUACCUGAUGUCAGAGAAUGAAUUCUUGGAGAUUAUCCCUUUAAACCCCAGCUAACUGCCCAUAUUUUGGUCCUUAUCUUUCCUGGGGCCUGAAACUAAUUAUUGAAAAGCAAAAAGGAGAGAGAAGGAUGUCGGGUGAUCCUUGCCUAGCUGCUGUGCUGUCGUGUACGGAGGAGUCUCCCCCCAGAUCCUAGAGUAACUUCUGCAAUUUCUUUACUUUUCAUUCUGGGGAAGGGAAAGAAGCUAAGUUCAUCUCCACUUCCCCCAAAUUCCUCAGGUUUUGUUCUGCAAGCACCAUUCCAGUCGUUUUGGGGCAAUGCAUUCAGCCUAUGGCUCUCUCCCUAAAGACCCUCCCUUCUCCCAUCCCCUCAAAGUGAUCCAAAUCUCUGAAAUAUAUUCUUAGCCUCUCCUCCUCUGUUACCUACCAGCCCUCUCCAUACCACCUCUCCUGGUCUUGGGGCUCCGGACUUCCCCUCAGGCUGGGAAUUCAAAUACCCUUUUUCGGUCCCUACUCUGUUGCCAUUUUGUAGCGUGCUCUUGGGUAAGCUACCUUUUCACUUAGAAGGCUUGUAUCCCUUUUGAAGCUUGCUUGUUUGAUUAGGCUGCAAACUUCCGAGCUGAAGGGGUUGCGCGCCCUCUUGUGGCCAUUAUGCACCAUUGCCAGGAGUAGAUGCAUAGAGCCUUAAAGAAGACCAGCUUCUCAGUGCACUAACAGGCUGGAGAGACGGGCCUAGAGAGGGCAGAGAUUUCCCCAGUGUCACCUGCUGUAGAUCCAUGGCAAUGGCCUGGGUUAGAGAACCCAGAUCCACAGUGCCACUUGGCCAGACUGAUUGUUGCCUCACCCCACCCAGUCAACACCACUCAAGCCCGAAGGACCAAAAGCAAUUUUUCUGGUUCAAUAUUUGGG